Messenger RNA from Bolinopsis microptera, 1169 nucleotides. RefSeq lists its product as uncharacterized. NCBI's taxonomy places the organism in Eukaryota, Metazoa, Ctenophora, Tentaculata, Lobata, Bolinopsidae. The coding region runs from base 1 to 1074 and encodes 357 amino acids. The transcript has 8 exons. Gene Ontology annotation, molecular function: chitin binding; chitinase activity. Gene Ontology annotation, cellular component: extracellular region. Gene Ontology annotation, biological process: cell wall macromolecule catabolic process; chitin catabolic process. The record is from RefSeq and is a predicted model, not a curated record.
AUGAAGCUAUUUCUCCUCGGCUUACUGCCGGCCCUUAUCUACGGAUAUUCAUGUCCGUCAGAUGCCGGACUCUUCAGGGACCCAGAGGACUGUUCCAAGUACUACCAGUGUUACUCCGGACGGGCUCAUCAUAAGGACUGUCCCGGCGGAUUAGUGUUCAACUGGAAACACAAGUACUGUGACUGGCCAGCAAAUGUGGACUGUACUCCCGGACCCACCCCUAAACCAACACCUAAACCUACUGAUCCACCAACACAGGCACCGGAACCCACCAAGGAGCCUAAGCCUACACCUAAACCUGGCGUGGGAAUCGAAGCGUUCUACAAAGAAGAAGACUUCAACAAAAUGUUCCCUAACCGAAAUAUCGGAGGUAAAGCCAAAUACAAAAUCUACGAGUACAAAUAUUUCCUGGCUGCAUCCAAGAAGUUCCCCACCUUCGGAACUCAGGGAAGCCUGGCAAUGAGGAAACGAGAGGUUGCCGGAUUCCUGGCUCACAUUGCCCAGGAGACAACAGGAGGCUGGGAAACUGCCCCCGGAGGAAGAUACGCUUGGGGACUUUACUUCCCUGAGGAGAUGGGUUGUGAUAAGGGUAACUGUGCCCCUUACUGUGCUGUUGUCCCAGAUUACCCCUGUGUUGCUGGAAAAGGUUACCACGGCAGAGGUCCCAUCCAGAUCUCCUACAACUACAACUACGGGCUGUUCAGUAAGAUGUAUCUUGGAGACAAGAUGAUCCUCCUGAACGACCCAGAUAGGAUUAAGAAGGACGGUGAGCUCGCCUUUGUUUCCGCUCUCUGGUUCUGGAUGACUCCUCAGUCACCAAAGCCUUCUUGUCACGACGCCCUGGUCGGAAACUGGAAACCAACUGCAAAGGACCUGAAAUGUGGACGAAGAGCCGGAUUCGGAGUUACAAUCAACAUCGUUAAUGGAGGAGUUGAAUGCAACCACAAGCCCAUGAAAUCCAAGACCUUCCACCGAGUUGAAACCUACAAGCUGUUCUGUAAGAACCUAGGAACAACUCCAGGAGCUAACCUGAAUUGUGAAACUCAGCAACAGUUCGCUGCUUUCUGCGGAUAAGCUGCAGAGAGUGUACACGAGAUGAACCCCCUAGGAUGAUUCCUUUUUUUUCCUUUAAUCACAAAUAUCAUGUAACCAAUUAACUCUUCACCAAA